Molecule: messenger RNA, 4068 nt
Organism: Lytechinus pictus (painted urchin)
Lineage: Eukaryota; Metazoa; Echinodermata; Echinoidea; Temnopleuroida; Toxopneustidae
Exons: 3
Coding region: 316-1386 (356 amino acids)
Biological process (GO): regulation of transcription by RNA polymerase II
Cellular component (GO): nucleus; transcription regulator complex
Source: RefSeq, a predicted model, not a curated record
ACUGGUAAGUUUCCAGAAAAAUAUGCAAUCCACAUUACAGAGUCAGAGAGCAUAUGCAACUAGCAAGCGACACUUACCGCCCAACUCCACCGCACGGUUCCCAUUCAAUCCGCUGACUCAUUCGGAAGCGAGCUGCGGUUGUUGAUUCUCCGACACAGCCGCUCGCCACAACAAAAGUUGCGUGUGGGAAAUUAGCGCAGGCGCGGCAGCAACGCUCGAUCUUUUGUCGUUGCAGUGUCGGCCAAUCACAGAACAAUAUUAUAAUCAUGCGGCAGCAACUUGGCAGUCAGGUGAUGACAUUUUAUUGUAAGCAAUAUGGCGGCGAAUCAGCAAUCCCACGAAGACAGUCUCGGUUGGACAAGGCAGAAAUUGGUGGAAUUGGUUGAAGCAUACCAGCUUAGGCCAUGUAUUUAUGACAACACAAGUCCUGGCUACCACAACAGAGAAGAAAGGGCAAGAUCAUGGAUUGAAAUAGCAGAUCUAAUGGGCAAGGGAGAGGAUGAGAUUCGAGCAAAGAUGAAAAGCAUCCGUACCCAGUAUGCCCGUAUCAUCCAGAAGGGACAGCAUCCCAAGUGUAAAACUGGUCUCACUGUCUCAUCAUGGUGGUUACUUCCAAAUCUGAAUUUUCUAGACGAUUUCAUUAUUCCCAGGAAGGCAGACUCAGAGUCAAUCAAGGAGAAUGAUAUUGCAGAGCUGUCUCAACUGAGCCAAGUGGGUGUUGGACAUUCAUACAAGAAUGAUCACAGUUCAAUGGAGAAUGGUGACGUUGCUGACAUGGUUUAUGAUAGCAUGAUCACUGAGUCUGACCUUGCACAAACUCAAAACAACUCACUAGACAACCCAGGACCAUCUAACCAGCUGGAUGACCAUGCUCCUAUGCAAGAGUCCUCGCCUUACCAGUCGCCGUUCACCCGACGUAUAUCACCCAUACCAAUAUCGCGUCCCGCCCUUACCCAUUAUCGCUACUCUAAAUUGAAAGUGCGUACCGGUAAACCUUUAAAAAAAUUGAAGAGAGAUCGCAGGGACGUUGCCUCUCCGCCCAGUGCUCCCUCUAACCCUGCUAGACUCCCUGAAGUUGCUGCGGGCAAUGACAACUUAUUGCUUAAAACCAUCCUUGCAUGUGCAGAGAAAACCACUCGAGAUGAUGAUGAAGAUGCUAUCUUUGGGCGCUAUGUUGGUAAUGAGAUGAGAAGUGUUACCGAUUUACAGGCCAAGAGAAUUGCCAAGAUGAGAAUCCAGAAAGUUCUUUUUGAGGCCCAGACUGGUUGGACUGAGACCUCUAAUGAAGGGGUUUAUCAUGCGCCUCAAGCUCAAGAUGGGUCAAAUAACCAAGAUAAUUUUCCUGUGGGUGUUGUUUGUAGUACAAAUAAUAGUAGAGUUAUUUGAGUAAAUAUAAAUUUCAAUUUGUAGAAUUCAAGUACCAUCCGUUUUUGUUUUAAUGUAUUUACAUAUACAUGUACAUGCACCAUAGAAUAUUUACAAAGAGUUUUAGUUGUUUAUUUCAUUUAACGUUUCUAUAUAGACGUAUGACCUUUCCUGAAAAGAUCAAAAGUCUGAUUUUUGUCAUAUCAAAGCAUACAGUGUACAUGUAUUUCAUUACACAUUCAGGUUACAUUUUGAAACAAGUAAUAUUUACAGUGUUUUGCUUAUCUAGGUUCAUGUACAUGUACGUUAUGUAAGGAAUAUAAAAAAGGGUUAAAGUCAUUUGAAGAUUAUUGCUCUUCCAUAACUGCUUGUUUACAUGUAUAAUUGUCUUGGUGAUUGUUCACUUUUUAUACACUUCAUGAUUUACAUGUACAUGUACAGUCCACAUUAAUGUUUUUGUCAUUGAAAUUGUCAGCAAAUAGGAAUGGUUUGACACAGCAUUUCUGUCCCACCCCCCAAAGCGAAUAAAUUGCUAAUUACAUGUAUUUUGUUUUCAAUACCAGUCCAGUAUAGUCCUUGAUUUACACUGAUACUUUUUUUUGACCUAUACCUUCAACCAUCAUGCUGUUGAAUUUGUUCUAGGAUGUGAACUUAAAGUGGAACAGUGAAUUAAGUUUUUAAAAAGUCAAGAUCCCUUCAUUCGAAGUUAGGUAGCCAUUUUUUUUUUAUCCUCUCGUCAAACCAUCAACUCAGAGAUUCAGUACUAUAGGUAGUGACCUGUGACAGGCAUGUCUUUCUUUACUUUGAGUGUUUUCAUUGCAGUCAAUAAAUUCAAGUCAACCAACCUCGGUCCAAUAUUCAUGCCUACAUGUAAUCAAUUUAUCUACCAAGGUGCAUAGAUGUCCACAACACCAGCAUUGUGUACAUGUACAUUAUGCUCUUGCUAAACACCUGUAUGUAGGUUUUCAAUGCAUUCAUGCUUGGACAGUAAUUUCCUAAGCUGUCAUGUGGCCAUUUGUGGCAAGUAAAACUGAGAAUGCACACUAUUCAUGGUGACUGACAUAUUAUGUCACAAUACCAAUUAUAAGUAAUAAUUCUUGUUAUUGUAUUGUAAGGCAUUACAUUUACACACGAUCUGCAAGUAAGCUCAAUCAUGAAAAAAAUAAUGAUGCAAUUCAGACAUGAUUGCCAGUUAUAGGCAUAGCGACAGUCAAUCAAAUAGUGAUAUCACUGUUAGAAAUCCAUCAUGAUCCUGAGAGAUGAUAACUUCAGAAAUGGAGAAUGGAUUAUAAGCAUGGGUUCUCAGCAAGUUAACUACAGGUAGUAAAGUCAUCUUGUACUGUCAUGUUAUCAAGUAAAGCCUACAGAUAAGUCUCAGUAUCAGUAACGAAUGUCAAAUAUCAAUAAUAAAGUAACGACAAUUAUACCUAUAAUUCUAUUGGUGUAGUGUCAGGAUGAAGUGUGAUUUACCUACACAUAUUUCAUCUGUCAGUGAGUAGAGUACACGUCUUUGAUGUUAAUCUGUUUAAUGAAUUACAGUAUGAUUUGAGAACAUUCCAUUAGUGCUGGUUAUUUAUGUACCGUACCUCAAAUUACAUCCUUUUGACCCUUUGUUUUCCAUUCUCAUGUACCCCACCUAUAUAUCCCUACAUUUUGUGGUUCUCCACAUACACAUGCAGUAGGCCUGCAGUACAGAUAUACAGCAAGAACUGUAUACUCAAGGUUCAGGUACUGUAAAUAAACCUGUUCUCAUUUACUUUCUUAAAUCAGUUUAGGAAAACCAGUUUAGAAGAUGGCUUUGCUAGAGAGGCGUUCUCAUUACCAUCUCCUGAACUGGUUUCCAGAUCAACUUUUGGAGUGGUCUUGUUGGUAUGGGAAUACUCUCUGUCACUUGUUUUGCAUGAAAUUUUAAACGGCAGCACAGGCAUUUGACACACAGUGUGUACAGGUAUUGCACCCGUCGUGCACACGCUUGAGAUCAUACUUUCAUGUGAAGAUCACUUACUGGAGAAUGGUUGUGUCCUCAACUAUGCUUAAAGCACUUUAACAAUGCAAAGUGGUAUUGAAAAUCACAUCACAAGCCGCAAGGUGGUUUUACAAAAUAGUUUGGAAGACCUCUUAAGAUCGUGAAUACAAGACUGCUUUGAGAGUUCCCAUUACAUGUUAAAGUGGUUUCUUCUAAUUCAAAAUCCGUUUAAGAAAGUACUAUGAGAAUGGGGUCUCGGUUAGAACAUUGAAAUUAAAAAAAAAGGAAAACCUAAAAACACCUGGUGAGCAUUUCAUGAAACAGCAAAAUUGUCAUUGGAAUUCACUGUUCAUGUAAUUGUAUCAGGAAAUGCUGCCUUGUAUAAAAUGUUGUCCAUAUACAUGUACAUCCUGUGAUCUGUUACAUGUACUUUUUUAUUACUCCGAAACACUAUCUUGAAAAGCCACCCAAACUCUAAUCCUCAUUCAAUUUGACACCACUUCCUUUCCCAUUGAAUCCUGGAUAAAGAGCCUGCUUCCUAAUCAUCAUUUGUUUUUAAUGAGGAAUACAUAUAUCCCUAAAUAAUAUAUGAUAUCUCUUAAGGUGUGUUGAUGAAUAAUUGAAUGUACUGGAAUGUAUUAUAGUUCAUCAUUAUUUUAUAUUCAACGAUUGAUUUAUGUUGCCUUAAUGUAAUUUAAAAAAGUCAUUAAAAACAAGAAGUUGUUCUUUUCAAAGAA